AUGACGAACAUGAUGGUGACGUUCCAGAAAAUGGUGCCAGCGAUGCAAAAGAUGCAAACGAUGUUUUCGUUCUUCGGAUCCCAAUCCGGGACUUUGAAUACGACCCUCGACUCGAUCCUUCGACGUCGAGCCCCGCACCCGCAUCUGCAUCUGCAAUCGCCCCUUCAGCUUAGGUCAGUCCCGUCGAUUCACGUUCGCCGUCUGCCGUCCCUUGUUCCGUGUCCCAUUGCUGAUCUCUCGGCUCUCGGUUUCGUAGACUGGAUCCGCGGCAAUGUGCCUUAGCCUUACGUCAACGACCGGUCAAAUCCCUUCAAAUCCGGCUCGACUCUUUCCACAUCCUCAAGUCGUCCCUCGUCCGUAUCCCUCGGGAUCGAGCUCAACUCUUUCGCAGUCGUCGAGUCGCGCCUCGACCACCCGUCAUCCAGCUCCCGCCGCGCCGUUGCCCGACCCGGCUCUCAGCCGAUCGACCUCGAGCAACGCAAGAACGUCGCGAUCAUCUCCGGUACAUGCGAAUGAUCGCAAUGGGGGUGGGCUCUUGACACCAGAGGCACCCUCGGCGCGUGGCCGGCUGAGUGGCGCUCAGCUAGGGCUCAAGAAAUCCGCUUCGCACGCCCCCUCCCCUGCCGAAGCGAUGCAAUUGAUGCCCACUAGCAAGGAGGAGAGCAGGAAGGGCAAGGGCGUGCAAAGAUUCGCAAGUGGGGAGCAAGCAGAAGAAGAGGAAGACUGGGGGAAGAGCGCCAGCGUUGAUCGGCCGGGACGACGACGACGACGAAGCGAGCGAGGAUGA
Messenger RNA from Microbotryum saponariae, 787 nucleotides. NCBI's taxonomy places the organism in Eukaryota, Fungi, Basidiomycota, Microbotryomycetes, Microbotryales, Microbotryaceae. The record is from the annotation of a GenBank genome assembly.